Marmota monax (woodchuck) is the source of this 912-nucleotide messenger RNA. RefSeq names its product GTP cyclohydrolase 1 (gene Gch1). Lineage: Eukaryota; Metazoa; Chordata; Mammalia; Rodentia; Sciuridae. Gene Ontology annotation, biological process: tetrahydrobiopterin biosynthetic process; tetrahydrofolate biosynthetic process. The transcript is spliced from 6 exons. Gene Ontology annotation, molecular function: zinc ion binding; GTP binding; GTP cyclohydrolase I activity. The record is from RefSeq and is a predicted model, not a curated record. Gene Ontology annotation, cellular component: cytoplasm. Bases 1 to 753 code for a protein of 250 amino acids.
AUGGAGAAGGGCCCGGUUCGGGCGCCGGCGGAGAAGCCGCGGGGAGCCAGGUGCACCAAUGGAUUUCCCGAGCGGGAGCCGUCUCGGCCCGGGCCAAGUCGGCCGGCGGAGAAGUCCCCGCGGCCCGAGGCCAAAAGCCCCCAGCCCGCGGACGGCUGGAAGGGCGAAGGACCCCGCGGUGUGGAGGAAAACGAGCUGAACCUCCCCAACCUGGCGGCCGCCUAUUCGUCCAUCCUGCGCUCUCUGGGCGAGGACCCCCAGCGGCAGGGGCUGCUCAAGACGCCCUUGAGGGCGGCCACGGCCAUGCAGUUCUUCACCAAAGGCUACCAAGAGACCAUCUCAGAUGUCCUGAACGAUGCUAUAUUUGAUGAAGAUCAUGAUGAGAUGGUGAUUGUGAAGGACAUAGAUAUGUUUUCCAUGUGUGAACAUCAUCUAGUUCCAUUUGUGGGAAAGGUCCAUAUCGGUUAUCUUCCUAACAAGCAAGUCCUUGGCCUCAGCAAACUUGCCCGGAUUGUAGAAAUCUAUAGUAGAAGACUGCAAGUCCAAGAACGUCUUACAAAACAAAUUGCAGUGGCAAUCACGGAAGCCUUGCAGCCUGCAGGAGUUGGGGUAGUGGUUGAAGCAACACACAUGUGUAUGGUAAUGCGAGGGGUGCAGAAAAUGAACAGCAAAACUGUGACCAGUACAAUGCUGGGUGUGUUCCGGGAAGAUCCCAAGACGCGGGAGGAGUUUCUCACUCUCAUUCGGAGCUGAACUGGAGCAUGGCGUGGGGCAGGUCCGACUGCUAAUGGUGUUGUCUUUCAUCAUGCCUCCCCUUUUCAUUUGUUACAGAUGUUAACUUUAUGCCUUGUCAAUAAUUGUAUUUGAAAUUAUUUAUAAAGUCAAAUUAAAAAUGAUUCACAUAGGGGUAAA